Molecule: messenger RNA, 2963 nt
Organism: Xiphophorus couchianus (Monterrey platyfish)
Lineage: Eukaryota; Metazoa; Chordata; Actinopteri; Cyprinodontiformes; Poeciliidae
Product: zinc finger protein 710-like
Exons: 6
Coding region: 72-2270 (732 amino acids)
Biological process (GO): regulation of transcription by RNA polymerase II
Cellular component (GO): nucleus
Molecular function (GO): DNA-binding transcription factor activity, RNA polymerase II-specific; RNA polymerase II cis-regulatory region sequence-specific DNA binding
Source: RefSeq, a predicted model, not a curated record
GCCCGCCUCCCCUCCGUCCCUCACGCUUAAAAAGAGAGGCAGACGGAGCCGAGUGUCACUCAGGCUGAAGAAUGAGGUCCUUAAAGCACCUGAAACUUCACAGCAGGAGGAGCGCGGAGGAGGCGAGCCGGCGCCUGGGUAGAUGUGAGCCCAAGGUAAUGGCCAGGCUGGUGGACAUAAGCACACAGACAGAUCCCGUAGUUGUGCUGUCCUUGGCCCAGGCCGCCGUGCUAGGUCUCAUCUCCCAGAAUGAAGUGUUUGGAGCUACCAUCGCACCCAAUGGCUUCUACACCGGCGAACCCAAAGAGUCCCCUGCACCGCCAGUAGACGGAGUCGACUACGAGUACGCAGACCAGCUUAUCGGUGCCAACGGAGAUUACCUCGGAGACAACUUAGGAGAAGACGGCCAGAUGCAGCCCAGCUGCAGCCAGAGGCGGUGGCAACAGGCGGCACCGCCACCGCAACACGUGGACACCAAAAUGGUCCUCCCUGACCGUCACGCCCUCCAAGGCAGUGACGUGACCUCCUCCCACGUGAAAGGGGAAGAGGUAACCUCUGCUAUGCCCUCUUGCGUCCACAUGCUGAACAAUAUGGCUCCCAGAGGGGGAUUAAUUCAGGUAGAUCCAGCCACUCUCAGAGGCCCCAACAAGAACUGUGCAGAGUGCGAGCGCGAAGUCACCAACCAGCAGCAAGCAAACACUCACGUCCAUCCUCCACCGGCCCAAGUGGUACAUAGAGGGGCAGAGCAGGGUCACAGGGGACUCCAGCCCCAGCGCCCUAUGGGGGGCCACUGUCGAGGAGCUAGAGGGGACGAAGAGGAGGUAGAACACCCGGGCAACACUAUGAUGAAGCCCAAUCAGCAGGAGGAAGCUAUCAGCAGCUACUUUCAGACCAGUGAGGUGGGCAGCUAUGACUCUACAGAAAUGGGCAUGGGCGGCGAGUACGAAGAUGGCGGCCAGAGCAUGAUGUGGACGGACGGGAGCGGCGGAGCGCAGCAUCAGCAGCCCCCACACCCUCAGCCUCCCCGGCGACAUGGCGGCCGCAGAGUGGACCGGCUGGACAUAAACAUCCAGAUCGACGAGUCGUACUGCGUGGAUGUUGGAGACGGCCUCAAGCGCUGGAAGUGUCGCAUGUGCGACAAGUCCUACACGUCCAAGUACAACCUGGUCACGCACAUCCUGGGCCACAACGGCAUCAAACCACAUGCCUGCCCGCACUGCGGGAAGCUCUUCAAGCAGCCCAGUCACCUUCAGACUCAUCUGCUGACCCACCAAGGAACGCGGCCCCACAAGUGCACUGUCUGCAAGAAGGGCUUCACCCAGACCAGCCACCUGAAGCGACACAUGCUCCAGCACACCGACGUCAAGCCAUACAGCUGCCGUUUCUGCCGCCGGGGCUUCGCCUACCCUAGCGAGCUGCGGGCGCACGAGGUGAAGCACGAGCGCGGCCGCUGCCACGUCUGCUCACAGUGCGGCAUGGAAUUCCCCACCUACGCCCACCUCAAGCGACACCAGACCAGCCACCAGGGCCCACACACCUUCCAGUGCACAGAGUGCAACAAGUCUUUUGCAUACCGGAGCCAGCUCCAGAACCAUCUGCUGAAGCACCAGAGCCCGCGGCCUUACACCUGCUCCCAGUGUGGCCUGGAGUUUGUGCAGCUCCACCACUUACGUCAGCACUCGCUAACUCAUAAGGGAAUGAAGGGCCACAAGUGCGAGGUGUGUUCCCGGGAGUUCACCCUGUCCGCCAACCUCAAGAGGCACAUGCUCAUCCACAACAGCGUCCGGCCCUUCCAGUGUCACGUCUGCUUCAAGAGCUUCAUCCAGAAGCAGACCCUGAAGACCCACAUGAUCGUCCAUCUGCCCGUCAAGCCUUUCAAAUGCAAGGUCUGUGGGAAGUCCUUCAAUAGAAUGUACAACCUGCUGGGCCACAUGCAUCUCCAUGCCGGCAAUAAGCCCUUUAAGUGUCCUUACUGCACCAGUAAGUUCAACCUGAAGGGGAACCUCAGCAGGCACAUGAAGGUCAAACAUGGAAUGGACGUCUCACCAGAAGGUCAAGAAACUCUUCCAGAAAUGGAAAGCCAAGGCGAAUAUGAAGGCCAGAACUUUAACUUUACAUCAACAGACAAUAUGGACAACAGCGGUUCCCAAAACCUCACAAAACUCACCACAGCGAACAUAGAGGACAUGGAGGAAUAUUACAAUUUCGGGAAGGAUACGAGCAGCUACACCACGCCCUCGGACCUCCUUCCAGAAUCUGACGGACGAUGAUGGGAGGCCUGGAAGGAGGCGCGCUUCAAAGGAGCUGUUUCAACCCCCGCCCACCUGCAGCAGAGACUCUGAAGCUGCUGAUUGGGGUUCUGGAAGCUCCUUUCACAUAAUAACCAGACUUACUGACUCACAAAACUGUCGCUGACGGACAGUCCAACCUCUAUGUUGUGUGUAUGUGUCGGUUACUUAAAAAGAAGAAAACACUGCAGAUGUGUUUAAAGAAAAAAGAAAGAGUCAUCGUUCGCCAUCUUCGUUCACACAUCCAACACACGGCAUCGUAUUCUGGACUGGAAGUGCCAGCUAGAAACAUUUUACGGCUCAUCUUCCACCCUGCCCACCUGUUGCUCAUUAAAUACUGAAGUUUUGAUAAAUAGUCACCACAUAUUUAUAGAUUUCAGGUCAAGAACUGCUGGCAUGUAAGGCCCUCUCACUGUACAGAUGUUUUCUGCGACAUGCAGCGUGUUUACCCACCAUUUCUAUUCCACAUGGUCUAGCUUUACAUGAAUAAUCUAUCCUGUGUAGUGAAUAUAUCACUCUAGUUUUUGAAUUACUGAGUAAAUGAUACGAAGCACUUUUUUGUUUUCUUUUUGGGUUGAAACUUUUCUUUUUGUUUGUUUGUUGGGGAAAUAAGAUUGUAAAAUCUUUCAACCCCAAAUAUGGCAAUAUUAUUAAACUAUAUUAUUAAACAACAGA